Messenger RNA from Dreissena polymorpha, 2461 nucleotides. RefSeq lists its product as uncharacterized. Lineage: Eukaryota; Metazoa; Mollusca; Bivalvia; Myida; Dreissenidae. The record is from RefSeq and is a predicted model, not a curated record. The coding region runs from base 11 to 1684 and encodes 557 amino acids. The transcript has 2 exons.
AUGAACAAUUAUGGCGGAACACUUAACGACUUUAGAUAAGAUUUGUAACCUUCUGGAAUCCUUGAAGACAGAAUUUAAACGUGUAAGUGAUAGACAAAGAGAACAAGACGUAGAGAUAAGAUCACUUCUAGCAGUAAUUAGGGUCAAUGACGACACAUCUUUCGAUAACAAUGCUGACAAAACAAAUACAUCUGAGUGCUGCAAAUCAGAAACGAAGAAAGCACAACAAGCUGUGAUGGACAACUUUAUUAAUAAAGUUCGAGCAGAAAUGAGCAAAAUGAGCGUCGCUCAUGUAAAGCAGAAAACAAAUCUGACAAAGUCGCAUUCAUUCAGUGAAAGACCUACAAGAAAAAAGAUCGCCAGCAGAACAAGUGUUUCGGAUCCGCUCCUUAAAGAUGAAAAAGAGAAACACGAAGCAUUUAGAACGGUAUGCUUGUCGAAGUCUAUUCAACGUCAUCUCACGGACAUAAUAGAAAACACCACCGCGCACAAGAGAAUACCCCUACCUGAUUGGCUGAGCGCUGAGGAAAUAACAUUCAUUCAAAAGAAACGACAAAGACGAAAUAACAACUUAAGGAAAUUUCUAAUGAUUCUUAGGAGAAAAGACUUUGGUACAAUGUACCAAUGGGUACAUAAUAAUCUAGAUCAAAAAUUAAAACAGAUGAUAUUGGAAACUUUUAACGAAUUCUGCGACGAAGACCUAAAUAAGACCAAAUAUAGAUGUCUUCGAUGUCGGAUGAGUUUGGUCACCUGCGUAACAAAAGUUGCAGAUCAAUUAAAAAGUGUUGGGAUUUUGUCGGAUGAACUUUAUUUGAACAUAAUUGAUACUCAUAUUAAGACUGGUUCUCAGGAAACACUUUGGGAUUCUAUUUUUGAAGAAUGCAAACAAUCCCAAAGUAUACAAAUAGGUAACUGUGCAUUUAAAGUAUCUUUCGGUAGUCUUAUUGCUAGCGGUAAAGAGGCAGAAUUAUCUGAUUAUAAGGCAAUAUAUUGUUCUAUAUCGAGUCUGAAUGGGGCUUCCAAUGAUUUGCUUGUCUGCAAAUGCAGUGACCUCUGUUCAAAAUCGCUACAUCCAGUAUCAUGUGUCAAAAGUUUUGCAAUGAGCACAGACCAAUGUGCUUCGUUUUCAAACAGUCUAACUGGUCGAACACGGUACUGUGAGAGAGACAAAGAGCUGCAACAUGUAUCGAACAAUAAGACAAUAACACAACCAUCAAAGGUAAAGUCAGGGCUAUUUCAAAGAACACUUCAUAUUCCUAAUGCUGAUCCUACAAAUACGUUCUCAGACUCUAGCAUUUCUUCACCGAGCUCUCAAUCCUCUGGAAGCAGUGAUAUUCAAGGUAACAGUGAACUUUCAACAGAAGAAGAUGUGAUUUCGAUAAAGGAACCUGUCGAUACAAUGGAAAGAGUUCAAAGGAAACGAGUUGAAAGACGACGUUCAGCAAGGAUUUUCACGCAUAACGAAAAUCAUAAGGUUCCUUUUCAGCAACAGUCGUUGCGAUCGGAAUCGGCUUCGUCACUGGUUGGAAGUCAACGCCUGACAUCUGCGGCUAAACACCCUCAAAUAAUUAAAACAACAGACAUUAUGAACAAGACAGAAGAUCACAAACAAUGUUUUGACAUACAGGCUAAAAACGUGUUCGUUCAAAGUGCUGUGAAAAAAUACGGAAAAAUAGAUGGAUAAAUAUAAUUGUUUUGAAAACAUUUCGAACGUUGUUGAAUAAAAUAAGUUACCAGACAGAACCAAACAAACUACUUCGAAAGUGUGAGACUUCCAAAUCAUGGUUUUACAUAUACAUCUGGUGAUUUUGUAAAACAUACUUUAUCACUUUAACGUACAUUGAUUCAGGGGAUUUUGUUUAUGUUGUUUGCAAAGUUAACCAGGUGUUUCUUAGUUUUGCAGCGCAAUCCAUUAAUUUUUGUAAGCUAUUAAAAUGUAACAACAUUACAAAUACUUCGAGUUUUGUUCUCAAGAAAGAUGUAUGUCUUUUAUUAUUACAUGUAUAUUAUAUGUACAUUUAUUGUGUUUGUUGUUUUAUUAAAUAAGACUGCUAUGGUAUUAAAUACGUUAUAUUAUCACACGAUAUGCUUAACAGAUUUAAUUGUGAGGCUAAUAAAUGCCUCUGCUUUGGUGACACGAACAGCAUACGACAUUUCACUUUCAUGUGUAUCAAGCUGUCUCUUUUUGUCAUUUUGUGAAGAACAAAUUUAUAAUUUAAAUGGGUAUAACGUUCAAAUUCAUGAUCAACAUUGACGAUGGUGUGCUUUCAAAUAGCAUUUAAAUACAUGUAUGCAAUAUUUUAUACAGCGGAAAGUCAUUGUUCUCCUGUUAGAAUAGUUGCAGACGAAAAUUCUUCGUACAAGUAUGUCUUAGAAAAAGUGUGUAUGUAUUACUUGAGAAUUUUAUUCUACGUCGUAUAAUUAUGUCGUUGGUGCUUUAACAUGCAUUCACGUAUGAACA